Blastomyces gilchristii SLH14081 is the source of this 396-nucleotide messenger RNA. RefSeq lists its product as uncharacterized. NCBI's taxonomy places the organism in Eukaryota, Fungi, Ascomycota, Eurotiomycetes, Onygenales, Ajellomycetaceae. The transcript is spliced from 2 exons. The coding region runs from base 1 to 396 and encodes 131 amino acids. The record is from RefSeq and is a predicted model, not a curated record.
AUGUCGACCGAAUCGAAGAAAAACCUGAAUGUUCGCCGUUUGCCUCCAGAAUGCGACAAUGAACUGAAAAACCUCAAAGAACAUGUGAAUAAAGUCGUAUCGUGGCGCUCGAUAUCUAAUACUAUGAAGGAAAGCAUAGAGUCUCUAGACUCUUCAAAAGUUGAAACCAUAUUACGUGAAGUCGAGGCAGAUGACUCAUUUAAAAUUCUGAGAAUAACUGACCGCACCCGGUUUAUCACGCCGAAUCCUGUUAACCUCGUCCCUAUAUCAAACGAUGUAAUGAUAUCCGAUCACCCUGAUCAACAUUCAAUAAUAACCGUUCCGGCUGGAAGUAUUGUAGAGGUUACAGGGACAGUCUGCUAUUUCCACUCUUGUGUUGAUCUACUCAUCAUCUAA